Molecule: messenger RNA, 3446 nt
Organism: Acanthopagrus latus (yellowfin seabream)
Lineage: Eukaryota; Metazoa; Chordata; Actinopteri; Spariformes; Sparidae
Product: peroxisome proliferator-activated receptor alpha-like
Exons: 8
Coding region: 245-1702 (485 amino acids)
Biological process (GO): cell differentiation; positive regulation of transcription by RNA polymerase II; hormone-mediated signaling pathway
Cellular component (GO): nucleus
Molecular function (GO): zinc ion binding; nuclear receptor activity; RNA polymerase II cis-regulatory region sequence-specific DNA binding
Source: RefSeq, a predicted model, not a curated record
GUGUGCGCCGUGUCGCCAUCCGUCGCUGCGUUCACUUCCUGUGGACGGCGAGCGGAGGUUUGACAGCGCGCAGGGAGGAGACGCGGCGAGUUUUCCAGGCAGCGGAGUCAGACCUGGAGCGGCGGUGCCGGACCCAAACACCUCCCUCCUCCGGUCACACACGGCCGUCCACCCCGGUGACGGCGCGGGGAAAUGCUCCGGAUAACAGCGUGUGAGUCUGGUGAGUGAGGGGUUGUUCCUUUCCAUGUCUGCCUUGAUCUCCACCAUGGCGGGGGAUCUCUUCAGCCCACCGUCCCCACUGGGGGAUUCCCUGCUGGACAGUCCGCUGUGUGGCGACCUGAUGGAGGAUCUCCGUGACAUCUCCCAGUCCAUAGGAGACGACGCGCUGGGAUUUGAUUUUCCACAGUAUCAGAGUACUGGCUCGGGGUCUGAGAGCUCCAUCACGCUGGACACGUUGACCCCAGCCUCCAGUCCGUCUUCAGGGGUGUGUGGAGCCACACGGGGCCCAGAAGAGACCUCCACCCCCCUCAACCUGGAGUGCCGCGUGUGCUCUGACAAGGCAUCAGGCUUCCACUACGGCGUGCAUGCCUGCGAGGGCUGCAAGGGUUUCUUCAGGAGGACCAUCAGACUCAAGCUGGAGUACGACAAGUGUGAACGUAACUGCAAGAUCCAAAAGAAGAACCGCAACAAGUGCCAGUACUGCCGAUUCCACAAGUGCCUCUCGGUGGGCAUGUCCCACAACGCCAUCCGGUUUGGUCGGAUGCCUCAGGCGGAGAAACUAAAGCUCAAGGCAGAACGAAAGGUGGUGGAGAAAGAGGUGGCGGGCCCCAUGCUGGCCGACCACAAGAUUCUGGUGAGGGAGAUCCACGGAGCCUACAUGAAGAACUUCAGCAUGAACAAGGCUAAGGCACGGCUCAUACUCACCGGAAAGACCAGCAAGCAGCAGCCUUUCAUCAUUCAUGAUAUGGAGACGUUCCAGCUGGCAGAGAAGACGUUAGCGGCCCACAUGGUAAACGGUGACAAUCCGGAGCCCGAGAGCGGCCUUCAAGCUGGGGAGCUGGUUCCGGCUGUGGGUUGCGGGGAGCUCCAGCAGAGGGAGGCUGAAGCCAGGCUCUUCCACUGCUGCCAGAGUACGUCGGUCGAGACGGUCACGGAGCUGACGGAGUUCGCCAAGGCGGUGCCGGGUUUCCAGAGCCUGGAUCUGAAUGAUCAGGUGACUCUCUUGAAGUAUGGUGUUUAUGAAGCCCUCUUCACCCUCCUGGCCUCCUGCAUGAACAAAGACGGCCUCCUGGUGGCCCGCGGUGGAGGCUUCAUCACCCGGGAGUUCCUCAAGAGCCUCCGGCGGCCAUUUAGUGACAUGAUGGAGCCCAAAUUCCAGUUUGCCACGCGCUUCAACUCCCUGGAGCUAGACGACAGUGACCUAGCCCUUUUCGUGGCUGCCAUUAUCUGCUGCGGAGAUCGCCCAGGCCUGGUGGACGUUCCUUUGGUGGAGCAGCUGCAAGAAAGCAUUGUUCAGGUACUACGGCUCCACCUGCUGGCCAACCACCCCGACGACAACUUCCUCUUCCCCAGACUGCUGCAGAAACUGGCUGACCUCCGGGAGCUGGUCACGGAGCAUGCUCAGCUGGUGCAGGAAAUCAAGACGACGGAGGACACGUCGCUGCACCCGCUCCUGCAAGAAAUAUACAGGGACAUGUACUGAGAGGACAGCGCAUAGCCAUGGACAAAUUUGACUGUAUGCCACUCAUUAAUCAAUAUUUACUGAUGCUAUUGUGCAUAUUAAUGUACUGUAUGUAGCCUAUUGUUCAGCCUCUGUGGAUGCACUGCAGAGGUUGCACGGAGAUCAUGUGACUUCCUACUGAAACAAAACAAAUGAAAUGGGGGGGGAAAGGCAGCUCUUGUAGGUGGCGUGACUUCUUCCAUGAGAGGAGGACACAGCGAAGAACAAGCUUUUUUUUUAUUUUCACCCCAUGAAUGUGUAGAGAUUGUCUUUACAUGCAUUAAUUUGAAUUAGUGCAGCCAGCUGCUACAGAUUAAGCCCCGGUUGCCAGCUCUUCCUUCAAAGACAGAAACAAAAGCUAAAGAGGGAGUAAACUAUGCACACUUUCAUAGUACUUUCAUGAGUAAACACAUAUUAAAGAUACAGGGACAUGACUGCAGCAGUCAUGCAUGAUCUAGGGCUGCAACUAACGAUUAUUUUCAUUGUUAACCAGUCUGUAGAUAAUUUAUCUUGAUUAAUCGAUCCUUCUUUUUUUGUUCUAUUAAAUGUCAGAAAAUGGUGACAAAUGUCAGUCAGUGUUUCCCAAAACCCUAAAUGAUGUCCUCAAAUGUAUUGGUUCUUUUCCACAACCCAAAGAUUUUCAGUUUACUGUUUCAGACGAGUAAAGAAACCAGAAAAUAUUCACAUUUAAGCAGCUGGAUUCAGAGAAUUUUGAACAUAUAUUUUUUUUAAAUCACACAAACCAAUUUUUUGCUUAUCAAAAUAAUUGCCAAUGGACUUUAAUUAAUUAAUUAAUUGUUGCAGCUCUGGUAUGCAGUGAAUGUUAACUAUAAGUAUCGCCUGUGAACAAUAACCUGAAUUGUGUGUAUGAAAAAUAACGUUUUUAAUCAUCGAAGCAACUGAAAUGGGUCGAUACCAGUCCUGGUAUUUUUGAUAUUUACUGUAUACAAUACUGUAUGUUAAUUUUAAAGUCAUCAGGAUUUGGUUAAUAUCACUGUCAUGUCCUUUCAUUUUGUACUAGUGCCUAAUUGACCUCCCUUGACCAUUCUGAGGUGAGUGCAUGAAGCAACACCUGCAGCAGUAUUCACCAAGUGCCGUUAUGUCUCAGUGCCCGAGGUCCAUCUUCUGCCUUCAGUGGGUAGCUUUUUAAACCAUGUAAUGUAAUGCUGAACCAGGGAAUGUUCUCACACAUAUGCAGUGAAUUUAUAGGAGCCUUGCUUCCAUUACAAGCGGGCAUAAAUUGAAAAUAAUUGCAGUUAUGUAUUUUAUUUUCCUUUUAUUCUAUUGCUAAAAAAGCAACACAACACGAUAGCUCAUCUAACCUUUUUUUUGUCAGAUCAAUGUGACAGAGGACAAAAUGUUUUGUACUAAUCCUGCCAUUUAAUCACAUUGUUUUCAGGAAAAAAAAAAAAAAAAAGACCGCAUCGGCCAGUAUUGAAUAUUUUGACCACAAACACAAUAAUCUGUUAAGCUGGUUUGUGUUUUAUUGUGUAAAUAGAACAAGAAUGUGGUGACCACAGUGGAAGGUGUGUGCGUGUGUGUGUGUGUGUGUGUGUGUGUGUGUGUGUGUGUGUGCGCAGACAGUGAAACAGGCCUCAAAGAGAAGAAUCGCUGUUCUCUCAUCAUUAUGAAACAGUCUAUAUUUUUUAUCAUGUAGAUUUUGCUGUUUCAGUAAAACGAUUCAUAUCAUGUGGUAGUCUGAAAUAAACUAAUGUAUUUAACUGUG